Messenger RNA from Neoarius graeffei (lesser salmon catfish), 7097 nucleotides. It is a transcript of the gene lmtk2, whose product is annotated as lemur tyrosine kinase 2. NCBI's taxonomy places the organism in Eukaryota, Metazoa, Chordata, Actinopteri, Siluriformes, Ariidae. The transcript is spliced from 14 exons. Gene Ontology annotation, molecular function: ATP binding; protein kinase activity. Bases 424 to 4887 code for a protein of 1487 amino acids. Gene Ontology annotation, biological process: protein phosphorylation. The record is from RefSeq and is a predicted model, not a curated record.
GUAGGCAGGGCGAACAUGGCGCUGGGAAGCGGAGGUGAUGCUGGACCGUGUUAACCGUUUUAAUUUUCAUCCGUUAACUGUUUAAAUUCUGUCAGGGGGGAAAAAAAGUGUAGAAAAUAUGGUUCUUCGAGUUAUAUAAUGAACCAGUGUGGUGGUUUAAACAAUGCAGGACGACAGCAAGUGAGAAACCGCUGUGUACCGGUAACUAGCCGUAGCUUGGUUAGCACCGUUUAGCUGCACUGUUGCUCAGGCUGCUAGCGCUUUAGCCGAGCUAUGCUAAAUGUUUUGGUUCUACUACCACCAGCCGAAUGUGGACAGGACCGUAGCAGAAGGUAGUUUUACACACCAAAUGACUCUUUUGUAUUAUUUGCUUUGACAAUAGUGAGUCCUAGUAGUUUAGAGGUGACUAGUCGAGCUGGGACCAUGUCCAGGCUCGGUGUGUGGAUGUUGCUAUUCGGAGCGGCGCUCCUGUGUGAAGGUGCACCUCUUCUGCGGGCACAAUCAGCAGGAGAUUCUGCAGAUGAACCACCUGUCCCUCUGAAUCUUUUGCUGGUUGUGUCCGUGUCCGCCCUGGUGGCCACCGUGGUGGUGCUGCUCAACUGCGUGAACUGCUGCAAAGAGCGAGAGAUCAACUUUAAGGAGUUUGAAGACAACUUUGAGGAUGAGAUCGACUUCACUCCUCCAGCAGAAGACACCCCGUCCAUGCAGUCUCCAGCUGAGGUGUAUACGCUGGCUGUGCCGCAGGUGCCCAUGCCUGGGCCUCCACACCUCCAGCUGCCCCGGAUAGCAGAAGUCUCGACAGGCCCACAUGUGGCACGCCACACUCUUAGUUACAUACAGGAGAUUGGGAGCGGCUGGUUUGGCAAGGUUUUGCUCAGUGAGAUCUACUCAGACCCCAGUAUAGCCAGAGUGGUGGUCAAAGAGCUGAAGGCCAACGCCAGCUCCAAAGAGCAGAAUGACUUCCUUCAGCAGGGAGAUCCGUACAGGGUUCUUCGGCACCCAAAUAUACUGCAUUGCCUUGGGCAGUGUGUCGAGGCGAUUCCUUUCCUGCUCGUCUUUGAAUACAGUGAGCUGGGGGAUCUGAGAAGCUAUGUUACUCAGCAUGAAUGGCUGUACAGGAAUGGAGAGCUGCUGCAGCUGCAGAAGAUGGCCUGUGAGAUUGCUGCUGGACUUACUCACCUGCACAAGCACAACUUCCUGCACAGUGAUUUGGCCCUGAGGAACUGUUAUCUUACAACAGACAUGACUGUCAAAAUAGGAGACUAUGGCAUUGGCCCCUCAAGAUUUAAAGAGGAUUACAUCACCACAGAGGAGGACCAGUGUGUUGCUUUGCGAUGGCUUGCACCGGAGCUUGUUGGCGAAUUGCAUGGAGGUGUGAUCACAUCAGAACAAACUAAGCCUGGCAACGUUUGGGCUUUGGGUGUGACCUUAUGGGAGCUAUUUGAGAGGGGAACACAUCCCUAUACACAUCUGUCCGAUAAAGAGGUUCUUCACCACGUCAUCCGAGAUCAACAAAUCAAACUCCUCAAGCCUCACCUCGAUCUACCUUACUCAGAAAGAUGGUAUGAGGUGCUGCAGUUUUGCUGGCUGCCUGCAGACAAAAGGGCCACAGCUGAGGAAAUUCACCGGCUGCUCACCUACCUCCGGAUGCAGGGACAAAAAGAAAUUGAAGAUGACUUUGAGCAGCGUUGGAGCUCUCUGAAGCCUAAUCCUACAACCCGGCAGACUACCGUCAGCCAUUCAUCCUUCCCCAUCUUAGAGCAGUUUGACGAUGGCCGAGAACCGGAUGAGGUGCUCACUGUGACUGAGACGAGUCAUGGCCUCAGUUUUGAGUACGUGUGGGAGGCUGCAAGACAUGACCACUACGACAGCCACAAUCGCUCUUCCAUGGAAACCACUCUCAAUUAUCACAGCAUGUUCUUUCCAGUGCCACGACAAGACAUCCAGGCUCACUUCCCUGAGACUGGAGGUGAAGCAGAGGCUGAAAGAGUCCCAGGAACCCUGCCAGUGUUUGAUGCACGAGAGAGGAACUCUGGGAACGAGUACUACAUUCAGUUAGAGGAGCAAGAUGAAAGUGACCUUGGAGUCAUGGACAGUCAGAGUGCUGAGGGAGCCACUGCAUCAAACAAGGAGCAGUACAUCGUCUUGCAGGACAUCAAGUUAGACGAGUCUAGCACAGACGCAGAUUUUUUUCACCAGAGUAUAGACUCUAAAGACUCGUUUCUUCAGGACAGCCACAUAUGGUCCUCCAGUGAACACGAGAGUCCUUACCAAGCAGACAUUUUCAGUGAGAAAGAUUCAAAAUCGGAGGAACCUAAUUCAUUCAGAAGUGGGUUCAUGGAGCUCCCGGACAUUCGACCUUUUCAUGGUGAUACCAAGGGCACAGUGGAGAAUGAAGAUCUGAGCACUUCUUUUUUAGGUAUUGAACAAGUUAAUUCAGAAGACUUUGAUGGCGGUAAUGCGGAUGUAAUAAAGCUUCUAAACACAGAGAAACUGGUUGACAACUUUGUGUUCCUAAAAGAAAAGAGCCUCAUUAAAGAGAGCUCUGGUUUUCCAGAGUCCAGAGACCUACAGAAAACGGACGUAUCGCCAAGCCUCUUUGAAAAUGUAGAUGCUACGAAUAAUUUGAAUGGCCCGUCAGAAUCUGUAGUAACUUCUGCACAGCUUAGGGAGGAAUUCUUGGACUUGGUAAACCCAAUUUUAAGAGAUUUCCUAUCACCUUUAAAGGAAAGUGAAACACUGGUGCCUUCAGAUAUAUACUCAACAGAAGAAACCUGUAGCAAGCAGCUGCCAGACAUAACUGGCUCUUCAAAUGAUGAAAACGCGAAACUAGGUGGUUGGAUUUAUUCUACUUCCGAGUCUACCUCUGAGAGCGCCGAGAUUGCUGUUCCGAGUCCAACCAGUAGUCAUCGGUUUAAUGAUGAAAGUGCUGCUACAGACAAUUUGUGCACAGCUGCCAAUACCCCUGUCCUUGAAGAAUGCCUCCCUGUCUCUGAGGAGAACAGACAGGACAUAGGAAUUGUAGGCGAGUGUUCUGAGCAGAAGAGCCAGCUCUCUUCACCUGUAGAUAAAUCAACCGAAGGAGUAGAUAGCGGUAUAACUGAAGGCUUAACAAGUAGUGACUCCUUCAGUGACAUGCUUUCAGAAAGGGAUAUCAUCCUCAGCAAAACCGAAGACGCUCCAUUGCAUGAAGCUCAGGAAGAACACUUUGUAGACAACCAUGUUUCUCAGGAUAUGUCCUCACCAUUGAUCUUGGAUUCUUGUUUGGACCAGAUCAGCCAGGACAGCCUUCUGGAGGACAGCAUUUCGUUCACUUUACCGGCUGUUGAGAAUUCAGCUGAAACCCCUGAUUCAUUAGAUUCUCUAGACAUGCACAGAGAGGUGGGGCACGGGAAAACGCUAGAUCCUUUCAUUAAUAAGCUCCAACCACCUUACAGACCUGCUGACAGUGGAUAUGAAACCGAGAACAUUGAAUCACCCGAGUGGAAUUCUCAACCAAGCACGGAUGACGUCUCAGAGAAAAAUGUAAAUGGUGCGAAAGAAGAGCCUGCUGCUGCAAUGCUGACUCCUCCAGAAAUAAUAGUGUCUGAAGUGGACAGUGUACCUGAUGUUCAGGAAAAUGGAAAUGGUCUGCGCCAAGAACUUGGUGAUGCACCUGUUGGUGGAAGCUAUAGAGAUUCUGCUUACUUCUCAGACAGUGAAGAGCUGGACAAGAAGAGCGACGACGCCAGCGGUGGAACUCCUGCUGCUGCUGCGUCGCCUUGGGUUGAGACCUCUUCCACUGGUCAUGAGUGUGAGUCGACAGAAGGGAUAUCAUCUCUCCCAGUAUGUGUAGCGUCUGGUGAUCAGCAAGAACGCGUUGGUCCUACAGUUGAUGCUGGUGUAGAUGUGUCCAGAACGUGUGUCCAACCAGAGUUGGUUUUGAGUCCAGAAGAAGACUGGGAUAAAGAAAAGCCAGCGUCUGAUUUAACUCCGAAAGAAGAGAGGUUUGAAUCCUUUUCUGAUCUCUUAACAAAUCCACCUCGUCCCAGUUCUACCCCUGAAGCUCAAGAAGAUGCAUCCUCUACCUCAGUAAUGCCUUCAGCCGAAAAUGUAGUCCACGCAAAACUAGUGAGGAGUUAUGCUGGGGAAGGCCCAAAGAAAAAGGAGCCCGAUAUGGAAGGAAGAUACCUUGGCAAGUUGGAUGGAUCAGUAACUGGAGUUUCAGAAGACGGCAUGGAGGCUGACGAGGAGGAUGAGAACAGCGAUGACUCAGAUGAUGACAUGCGCGCAUACAGACUGCAUAGUUCCGGAUCUGAAAGCGAGGAUGAUGCUGUACAUCCGGUGCCUGUUAUAGUGUCCGACAACAGUGACGCCUGCAACCUCAAAAGCUUGUUAAAACCCAAAUCGCUCCAGACACACACAUCCACAACGGCAUCGAAUAGUAACACAGAAAACAGAAGAGUAGUGUCCUUCUUUGACGAUGUCACGGUUUACCUCUUUGACCAGGAAACCCCUACAAAGGAGCUUGGAGCGCACAUCUCGGGCUCCAACAGCCAGGUGUCUGAGUUUAGCAGCCCGGUGGCCUCUUCCAGUUACCUGAACAGAUUUACGAACUCCGAAAGUUCCACAGAUGAAGAAGGUGGUGCGUUUGAGUGGGAUGAUGACUUCUCUCCAGAGCCCUCCUUCCUCCCCAAGUCAGGAAGUGAUCAGUGUGCAAGCAAGGCCACAACGGCGUACUUUUCCCCACCCCCUGCAAGCCGCUCCUCAGAGCAGAGUUGGAGCAGCUCCACCACAUACUCCCGCUUCUCCAUCUCUCCAGCAAACAUCGCCAGCUUCUCCCUCACCCACCUCACAGACUCGGACAUCGAACAAGGAGGAAGCAGUGAAGACGGAGAGAAAGACUAAAGACUGGAUGCAGUAUUUGGGCUAAAAGGACACGUUUUGUAAGUGUUGAAGAGAACCGAGAGAACUUGCCUUGAAGGCUGUGAUGAGCUUCUCAGGCAACAUUUAUUUCUUUGAAGAGAAUCUGCACAGAGUGAAUCACUGGCAUCAACGUCCUCUGUUUAUUUCCCUUCUUACACUUCAGCAAAUGAAACAUUACUGUUUUGACACCUCCAUAAACUGAGUCUGCGGAAUUGAAGGAACCUGUUGUGUUUGACAUGCUUUAAUAAGCCUUGACAGCAUUUCCUGAUCUGGCCCGAGUUCCCCAAAAGCAUCGUAGCACAAAGAUCAUCGUUAAAUGGUAGAGCGAGCAGCACAAUGAAUGCUCUCUCUCCUAGUUAAGAUGCUCUUAGUGUUAAGAGGCUUUUGGGAAACCCGCCCCUGUUUGUUUGUGCGUGUGUGGUUGAUUUUCAUGUCACGUUUUGUUGACACUUUCACCGAAUGACCUGAGCUGUACUUUUCACAAAUCACUGAUCGGCCAGUAGGCUGUCUCACGGUUGUGCAAUUUUUCUCUUGGCUUUUAGAUUGAAACAAUAAAUUUUAUGUGCCGAGUGUGUAACGCUUACCUGUUGUUAAGAACUAGCUUUGAAAUAAGAGCAGCAUUGAUGGCUAAAGAUAUUUUUGCACAACGUUUUGACUAUAGAUUUUCUAAUCGUGGCCUACAAUUUAUUGUACCUAAGAUGAAACUCUUGUAAACGCUUUUGUUUGAGAGAUAUGGAGGGAUGAUUAUUGUUGAACCAUUCCAAAUUUUUCAAAAAGAUCUGUAGUGUGUCCGUUUUGGUUAAAUGCUCAUCAUGGCUGUGUUUCUUUUAGGGUUUUCCGAUUAGUUCAGCGUUAGGAACGUCAGUCUGUACAGCGAGGUAAGGAGCGUCAUUUUCUCCUCGGAGAGUUUUUGCUUCAGUGGGGUUUUAGGAAGUUUUAUUCAUUAUCGCAGUUUAGUAGGACUGAGCAAUAUAUUUAAAAAAAACAAAACAAAAAAAAAAGCAUACAGAACUUUAUUUUUCUUUUUAAAUGCAAAAGUGAAAGGAGAAACAAAGUCAUUUUCCAAAAGUAUUUGUUGAUCAUGCAUUUGCAGAUGUGUUAAAUAUGGAAAAGGAGAACUUUGAAACUUGGACCAUUUUAUCUCUUCCUUUAUUUUAUGCAAAUUAACCAAAAUUUUUCAAGGUGGUGGAAAUCUACUGAGCAGCUGAUUUUCUUUCUCUCUCUUUCUCUCUCUCUCUCCUUCCUCCAGUUUUAGAUUGUAGCUUGUAUUUUAUCAUGACACUGUCUUGAGUUUUCAUUCACGUUGCCUUCAUCUAGAAUGUAAUAUGAAUUGUAAUAUAGUGCUAAUGAAAUGCUUUCAUGAGAAACAUUCAGAAUACUUUAAUGAUUGAUUGGUAUUUAAGAACUUCCUAUAGAUAAACACGUAUAUAUUUUACUAAAUGCCCUCAAGUAAACACUAAAGAGAAGCUUAUGGACGGACACUAAAAGUUUCAGCCGUUUUUUUUUUUAUAUAUAUAAAUGUGGUAAUCAAUUAAAUCAGCCAAUCAUAGUUUAGUCAGGAAUUUCCCUUUGUUUGGUAUAUGCAUGGUUUUGAACUCCUUUAAAUAAGCUACAGAAUUGACAUGAUGAUGAGUAUUUGAAAUGUUUUUGCUCUGUUUAUGGAACUACGAAAAGGAAAGUCUCUGGUUUUGCUUAUUCCUGGUCUUAAUUGUGAAAAUCAUGAUGUUUUCCAGAUGAUCGGGUGCGUAGAGGAUAAUUACUUUUGUAAUUCAGUAAAGUAAGCUGUGUUUCAGAACGAUGUUUGUAUUACCAGCACUCUUUCAGUUGAUCUUGAAAUUGUAUUUCAAGGAAAUAUUUUGGUUUUAUUCUGCAGUGUAUAUACACAUUUGCUUAAUCUUGCACAUCUUGAAAGCGUAACUUAAUGUCGAACUGUACGGAUGUAUAUAAAUGUUAAAUUUUUGUCUGUAAAUUGGGAAUGAUGGAAGCCCUCGGCGUAAGGUAACAUUUUGUAAUUUAAAGUUAAAGCGUGACAUAUCAUGGUUUGAACAUGAUCAACAAUGGUUAUGUUUGAAGUAAAAAUAAUUGAGAAAAUGCAGGUCAUGUCCUUAAACUUGUACAUUUUUUUUGUAAACUUCAUAUUGAUGAUCAUGCUUGGUGUAAUUGAAUGAAUUGUUUAUAAAUAAUUACACUGU